Messenger RNA from Felis catus (domestic cat), 302 nucleotides. Its product is annotated as selenoprotein W-like. Lineage: Eukaryota; Metazoa; Chordata; Mammalia; Carnivora; Felidae. Gene Ontology annotation, biological process: response to selenium ion. The transcript has a single exon. Gene Ontology annotation, cellular component: cytosol. The record is from RefSeq and is a predicted model, not a curated record.
AUGGUCCUUGCCACCUGAGUCAUUUAUUGUGGUGCUUGAAGCUACAAAUCCAAGUACCUGCAGCACAAGAAGUUAGAAGAUGAGCUCCCCAGAAGCCUGGACAUCUGCAGCAAGGGGACUCCGCAGACCACCGGCUUUGAAGUGAUGGUAGCAGGGAAGUUGUUUCACUCCAAGAAGGGAGGUGAUGGCUACACGGACAUGGAGAGUAAGUUUCCGAAGUUGGUGGGUGCGAUCAGAGCCACCUUGGCUCAAGGCUAAUGUGUCCUGAAGGCAGAGUCCAAUGACCUUGGUCCAGCGCCUCA